AGAGCAUACGAUGUUUGAAAGGCCAAAGCGUGUUCGUCGGCAUCGCACAACAUUUCUCUCCCAACAACUCAUGGCAUUGAGAAAAAUGUUUGAAAAGACCACGUACCCAAGUUUGGCUACAAUGGUAACACUGGCUUCGGAGCAGCAACUCAAUCUACCUGUAGUACAGACAUGGUUCAAGAACCAGCGUGCCAAAAGGAAGAAGCAGCAGCAGAAGCAAAUGCAGCCACAGCUGUUACUACGAGCAUCAAGACAGACUAUUUCAGCGAAGGAGGAGACUCCCUCAGCUCUAACUACUGCAGAUAUUCGUCCAAUAAGUCCUAGAAUCUCUGAUGUAAAUGACCAUGAUCUACAUGAGCCUUCUGGUAUCAAGAAUCCUGGAGAAGCCGGCGCCUCUGUGAGGAAUUCAUCCUGGCAUUCUCAGUCACAUGAUAUUGAACAAAUAUGUCUGGGGACUUCAAAUCUUCCUUGGGCCUCCACACCCUAUGAAAUAGAUGAAUUUGUAAAGAUCUAUGACCUGUCAGAGGAGGAUGACACCAGCAGCCUAAAUCAAUAUCUUUUUCCUCCCAGUGUGCCUGGAGUAUGACCAGCUCCAAUCUUCAG
Saimiri boliviensis boliviensis (Bolivian squirrel monkey) is the source of this 603-nucleotide messenger RNA. NCBI's taxonomy places the organism in Eukaryota, Metazoa, Chordata, Mammalia, Primates, Cebidae. The record is from RefSeq and is a predicted model, not a curated record.